GGUUGUCAUGGACUAUUUCAGUAAAUGGCCAGAAGUAUAUGCCUUACCAAACCAGGAAGCGAAGACCGUAGCCGAAGCGUUUGUAGAAAAUUGGAUAACAAGGUUCGGAGUGCCCAUCGAAUUACACUCAGAUCAAGGCAGGAAUUUCGAAUCUUCCAUUUUCCAAGAAGUCUGUACAUUAUUGGGCAUCCACAAGACACGGACAACAGCGUUACACCCACAAUCAGAUGGGAUGGUAGAGAGAUUCAACCGAACGCUCGAAGAACAUCUGCGGAAAAUCGUUGAUAAAGAUCAACGGAAUUGGGACAAGUGCAUCCAGAUGUUCCUGCUGGCGUAUCGUUCAGAGAAGCACGAGACAACUGGAUACACGCCAGCAAAGAUUAUUUUCGGAUCUGAUCUGCGACUCCCUGCUGAUCUUAAGUUUGGAACGAAUCCUACAGCUGUAAGAAAUGAUGGAGAUUAUUGUUCUGCCUUAAAGGAAGAAAUGAAUGAAUUGCAUCUAAUGGUAAGACAGCAUACGCAUCUGAUGAGCAAUAAGAUGAAGGACCGGUUCGAUCAAGCGGCAAAUUCAAAAGGUUUUGAAGAAGGUGAUCUGGUCCUGUUGUACAAUCCACUUCGAAAGAUAGGCUUGUCCCCGAAACUGCAGACAGCCUGGGAAGGACCCUAUAUGGUGAUGAAACGACUAAAUGACGUGGUAUACCGCAUACAAAGAAAUGGAAAAGCACGAUGUAAAAUGAAAGUAGUACAUUUGGUGGGCUCGCCCCAUUUGGUUCAAGAGGAUUUGUGCCGAAUAGUGACGAUUAGGCUUUAGUGGAGGGCAGUGUUACAAAAGUAGUAUUAAGUUGUAUUUGUAUUGCUAUAUGCAUCCCUUAUUAUGAACAAUAGCUGUAGGUAUAUGGAAUAGCAUUUGUCUUGUUGUAGACAUCUGGCGCCGCGGCUGUCUGCUUGUCGAAACAAUAGACAUCUGGCGCCGCACUGUCUGCGUGUGGACUUAAACAAUUGCUGAGUCUGGCGCCGCGGCUGUCUGCUUUCGUCUGGCGCCGUAUAGCAUUAUGUUCUGGUAAUUUCCAGACGCAAUAUUCUAGAAGGACACGUCGGCAUCAGCGAGAAGUGCGUGGCUAUAUAAGCCGUGGCAGCGCCAACGUAAUCAAUCAGUGCUAAGAGUAAACUGCUAUAGUGUAGACGAGUUGUGAAAUAAAGAGUUGUUGAAUUAAAUUAAACAGUGUUGAUUUUAUUUGUCAAUCCAGAGAUACGAACCUAACAAAGUAAACUAGCAAGAGUAAAUUCGUAACAAUAUAUAUGUACUGACCAAGCAAUGUGUUACUACUGCAAUUUCAUUAAUAAACACGUGCUAAAUAUUUGUGUGAAAUGAUGGAAAAUAUAACUGUGGUGAAGUCAAAUAAAGGAAAAGACAUGUUAAAUGUCGACGGCUACUUCUUCUAUUUGGAACGAAAAAAUAAGAAAACAUUUAACUGGACUUGUUCUGAACGAAUUAAAAACAAAUGUACCGUGCGUAUUUUCACACAGUUUGAUGGCUGUGAACAUGGUAUACGAAAAAAAAGAAAUGAACAUUCUCAUGAUCCAUGUGCGCAUAAAAAAUCGGUAGCAGAAGCAAAUAAUCUGGUUGAAAAUAUGGCUCGCUCGAGUUUUCUGCAGCCUAGCCAAAUAAUUCAGCGUUCGGUAUCUAUGACAGAAAAACAUAUUAGAGAUUAUCCCCCAUCAAGAAAUGCCCUUAAGUUAAAAAUUAGAAGACAACGGAACAGUUUGAAAUGUUUUAAAGACCCAACUUGUGCUGAAGAAAUAGACAUUUGUAAGCGAUGGCAACUCUGUUGCCCAUCAAGUGUCAAAUAAAAUAAAGCAAGUGGCAGCAACCAAAGACACAGUCAACGAGCGACCGUCAGCGAGUGAGCAACAUAAACGAAAUAUUUGAGAACAUCCAGUAAAGUUGAAUAAGUGUAACAUUUUUCUUAUAUUCACAAUAAAGUUUUGUAUUAUUAUAUAUAAGUGUUUGACUGUGCACACGAGUACGGUGUUUCUCUACAGUUCAGAAGUGGGAUGAUAAACCCAUACACGUCUACAAACAUAGUAAGUAUAUGUAUGUGCGUUGGUGAAGGGCUAUAGGCACCGGCAGAUAUAUAUACACGAUACGUAAAAACGAUACGAUGGUGAAGAUCAGUGAUCUGAAGGUGGAACAACUGAAGAGGUUGCUACGGGAAAGGCAAUUAGCGACGACUGGCACGCGAGACCAGUUGUUGCAACGUCUUAGCGCAUAUGAGGAGUCCGACGAGGUGGACAUCCAAGAGAUCAACGUUACGGAGGAGUCAUCCGAGAUGUCAACGGUGGCACAACUGCAGCAGGAGAUGAAGCAGUUACGCGAGAUGAUGGCGCAGCUGCUACAAGCGCAAAACAACGGGACUGGUACAGUUAGCAUGAAAGAGGUACAAACGGUACAAAACGCAAAUAGCAACGAUAGCGCAGUCGCAGUCAACGGCGGCGCAGGCGUUCAGAGUCACGCCACUGACGCUAUUUCAACGAACGACGACAGCACGGUGGCAACUAACAACAACGUUACAACACGCAUUCAAAGCAACGGUGAUAUUUCUGCGAACGGGAAUAUUUCAACGAACGGGAAUAUGCGACACGCGUCAGUUAAAGAAAUUGCAAAUACCCUGCCGGAAUUUGAUCCAACGAAUAACGCAAGCAUUACGGUAGAGCAAUUUAUUGAUAGAGUCGAUCGAGUAGUGGAAGCAUAUAGAUGGGACGAGAAAUUUUUAUUUUUAGCUAUUUACACACGUUUAAAAGGAGUUGCACGUAUGUGGUUGGAUGCAUCACCCACAUUACACACAACUUGGGAAAAUUUUGCUGAUGCGUUACGACACGAAUUUGGUUCAGAUCGAGACGAGGCAGAAAUUCAUUUCGUGAUGGCCAAUGCAACGAGGAAGCCAAAAGAAAUCGUAAAAGAAUAUUGUUUUCGAGUGGCGGCACUAGGUAUACGUUACAAACUGAGUGAGGCAGCCAUUAUACGUUAUGCAAGAGCUGGGUUAAAACAUAGAGAACUCCAACAAAGCAUUGCAGCAAUGAAGUUUACAACAAUGAAGCAGAUGAGAGACGCCAUCGAGGACUAUUUCAUUAAUCGCGGAGGGCUAAGUGAGCCACAAGUACAUCAACCAAGUAAGCGAGACAACAAUAACGAAAAAUAUGCUGAGUCAACGAAACAAAAUGGUGAAUUUAAAGCACAAUUGAAAUGCUACAAUUGCAACGUACCUGGACAUUUCGCCAACAAAUGUCCAUUGCCGCAGAAACGACAUCGCUGUACAACGUGUAACAAAGUUCAUCCAAACGGAGGAAAUUGUGAGAAGACGACAGUAACGUUACGACGACUUGGUGCAAUCAACCUUGACGAAUGUUUCAAGAAGUUAGUUUACAUAAAAGCGCAACCGUAUAUCGCAUUCAUCGACACGGGCAGCCAAUGCAGCAUCAUUCGUAGGUCAGUAGCCAAGCGCAUCGACGAUAAAGCCGUAAAAUGCUGCUUACAAGUAAAAGGCAUUUGCGGAGGGGUGCGUACGUUCACGGAGGCUAUUACCAUAGACAUCACCAUCGACGGAAUCAACAUCGAGACGCAAGCCUACAUCGCUGAUGACGAGUUACUAGAACAAGACGUUUUAAUAGGUCAAGAUGUUAUCAUCAAUGCAAACACUACGCUGAAAAUUGAAAAUGGUCACACAAUAUUCGGAAGCAGACGAGCAGUACAGACAACGGUAAUAACUGAGAGCAAUUUUUCCAAAUUAAUGUCCAAUUUCAGCAAUGAAGAAGAACGAAAUAAGAUACAAAGUCUUCUGGCAAGCUAUGCCGAUGUUUUCUCCAGUGGGCUGAAAGAUAUUGGCAAAACUGACGUAGUUCAAGCUAGCAUCGAACUUGAGAGCAAUCGCACCAUAUUUCAGCGCCUUAUCGUAUCCCAGAACCGAAGCGUGAUAUUGUUAACAGGAUGGUUGAGGAGUUGCUUGAGCGUGAUAUUAUCACGAAAUCGACAUCCGAAUACGCAAGUCCCGUGGUCUUAG
Messenger RNA from Bactrocera dorsalis (oriental fruit fly), 4058 nucleotides. RefSeq lists its product as uncharacterized. The transcript has 2 exons. Gene Ontology annotation, molecular function: zinc ion binding; nucleic acid binding. The coding region runs from base 2163 to 4058 and encodes 631 amino acids. The record is from RefSeq and is a predicted model, not a curated record. NCBI's taxonomy places the organism in Eukaryota, Metazoa, Arthropoda, Insecta, Diptera, Tephritidae.